Ectocarpus sp. CCAP 1310/34 is the source of this 569-nucleotide messenger RNA. The record is from the annotation of a GenBank genome assembly. NCBI's taxonomy places the organism in Eukaryota, Phaeophyceae, Ectocarpales, Ectocarpaceae.
AUGACGCGGUGGCGACUUGAUGGUGGGUGGGACCGCGCGAGCAUCGUUUCGGACGCCUACGCGCUGGUGAAGGCCGGCCGCAUGGGCGCCGACCAGCUGGUUCGGCUGCUGCCGGCGUACAAGGAAGAGGACGACAGCACGGUGUGGAAGGCGGUGGACAGCGUGCUCCUCGGCCUCGACAAGAUCCUCAAGGCCGACGAGGCGAUGAGCAAGCGGUUCUCCAAGCUAGCGGCCGGCCUGCUCAAGCCGAUCGCCGGCAAAGUGGGCUGGGAGCCGAAGGACACGGACGGGCACUCGGGAAAGCUGCUCCGAGCGACGGUCAUCGAGCUCCUGGCCACGGCCACACAGGAGGGGUAAACACCAGGGCUUUUUUCUUCUUUUUAUUUCUUUUCAUGCCCCACCUUCCUCCUGCGGUGCGUGCUGAAUUUUAUUUUUUUCGCGAGAAGGGUCCAGCCGUCCCUUUCCCUCGUCAACGGUGCUAACGUCGAAGUUUGGUACUCACGAGAGCUUUUUAGCUAUAUUUCGCUUUCACCCGCAAAUUUCGUAAAUUUUUCACCCCAUGGGGAUUC